This is a messenger RNA of Penicillium macrosclerotiorum, 789 nucleotides long. Its product is annotated as TBP family protein. Gene Ontology annotation, molecular function: DNA binding; RNA polymerase II general transcription initiation factor activity. The transcript has 4 exons. The record is from RefSeq and is a predicted model, not a curated record. Lineage: Eukaryota; Fungi; Ascomycota; Eurotiomycetes; Eurotiales; Aspergillaceae. The coding region runs from base 1 to 789 and encodes 262 amino acids. Gene Ontology annotation, biological process: DNA-templated transcription initiation.
AUGGACUCGCUCACGACUCACCCGUCGAACGCGCAGCAGGCUCGAGCCUUCACCUCGCCCUCGUCGCUUUCUUUCCCUGGCGGUGCGGGCGAUUUGACCCCACCUGCUUCUGAGAAAGAGGCCCAGGCCCAGUUGGCCGCGAAUGGGAUGAUGAACGGCCAGCAGCAGGCUGGAGGAAAUGCCGCCAACGGCAACGGGGUGACGCCCGCUACUCCAGCCGCAACCCCUGGAGCGACCACGGGAAGCAGUGGCAUUGUCCCUACCUUGCAAAACAUCGUGGCUACCGUCAACUUGGACUGCCGCCUGGAUCUGAAGACCAUCGCACUACAUGCGCGCAAUGCCGAGUACAAUCCUAAGCGUUUCGCCGCCGUCAUCAUGCGUAUCCGUGAGCCUAAGACCACGGCGCUGAUCUUCGCCUCCGGCAAGAUGGUCGUCACCGGUGCCAAAUCGGAGGACGACUCCAAGCUGGCCUCCCGCAAAUACGCGCGUAUCAUCCAAAAGCUCGGCUUCAACGCCAAGUUCACGGACUUCAAGAUCCAAAACAUCGUCGGCUCCUGUGAUAUCAAGUUCCCUAUUCGCCUGGAGGGUUUGGCCAGUCGCCAUCACAAUUUCAGUUCCUACGAGCCUGAGCUGUUCCCGGGUCUGAUCUACCGUAUGAUGAAGCCUAAGAUUGUGCUCUUGAUCUUCGUCAGCGGUAAGAUUGUCCUGACUGGCGCCAAAGUGCGUGAGGAGAUCUACCAAGCCUUUGAACUGAUCUAUCCUGUGCUCUCUGACUUCCGCAAGGUUUGA